Hyposmocoma kahamanoa is the source of this 1915-nucleotide messenger RNA. It is a transcript of the gene gus, whose product is annotated as protein gustavus. The transcript is spliced from 4 exons. Gene Ontology annotation, molecular function: protein binding. Gene Ontology annotation, biological process: proteasome-mediated ubiquitin-dependent protein catabolic process. The coding region runs from base 107 to 952 and encodes 281 amino acids. Lineage: Eukaryota; Metazoa; Arthropoda; Insecta; Lepidoptera; Cosmopterigidae. Gene Ontology annotation, cellular component: SCF ubiquitin ligase complex. The record is from RefSeq and is a predicted model, not a curated record.
GAGCGGGGUGCGCGGAGUGAGGGGCGGUGCGGGGGGAGGCGGCGGCGGCGAGGAGCGGCGCGGCCUCAAGUCGCUGCCCAAGCGCGCCCGCACGCGCUGCAGGGGCAUGAACAUGGGGCAAAAGCUGUCCGGCGGAGUGAAGUCGGUGUCGCGCGAGUGCACGGCUCCCUUCAAGGCGGUGGUGGCGCGCGAGCUGGCGCCCGAGCCUCCGCGCCCCGCGCGCCUCGACGCGCUGCUCGAUGCGCCGCCCGCGCACCCCGACACGCAGCUCAAGCACGCUUGGAACCCUGAUGACAGAUCAUUAAAUAUAUUCGUAAAAGAAGAGGACGCGCUGACAUUCCACCGGCACCCGGUGGCGCAGAGCACGGACUGCAUCCGCGGACGAGUAGGGUACUCCCGCGGGUUGCAUUGCUGGGAGGUGGUGUGGCCGGCGCGGCAGCGCGGGACGCAUGCCGUUGUAGGUGUAGCAACUGCGCAUGCGCCGCUACACUCCGUCGGCUAUCAGAGCCUCGUUGGCGCUACUGACCAGAGUUGGGGAUGGGAUUUGGGCAGAAAUAAGGUGUAUCAUAACGCGAAAGGCACCGGCGGCAGUGGCACGACGUACCCGGCCUUGCUGCGGCCCGACGAACAAUUCCUAGUGCCGGACCGGCUACUAGUCGUACUGGACAUGGACGAGGGCACGCUGGCGUUCUGCGCCGACGGCCGCUACCUCGGCGUGGCGGCGCGCGGCCUCAGAGGCAAGACGUUGUACCCCAUCGUCUCUGCCGUGUGGGGACACGCGGAGAUCACUAUGAAGUACAUUGGCGGAUUGGAUCCGGAGCCACUACCCCUUAUGGAGCUGUGCAGACGCGUGAUCCGACAGCGCGUGGGGCGACCGCGGUUGCGCGCGGCGGCGUCGCGACUGGCGCUGCCGCCCGCGCUCACCGCCUACCUGCUGUACCGCGCACCCUAGCCCACACCUCUCCGCGCCUCGCCCGACCCCGACUCCCCCCCGCCAUCUCGAGUCCCGACUCCUGCGCCAGAAUCUCCUUCGUCGGACUCCGGGGCGUCCUCAACGCUGCGCGGCUUCGAAGUGUCUGUGAGCGUCCCAGCUGAACUCUAGAUUGCUCAGUCUACCGAACUGAACUCCCGCGGCCGCUCGCUCGCCCGUCUCGUGCCACUCGGAUGUGACGUGUCGUGCGACUAUCUCCGUCGACGCUCCCACCUUAGCACUAAGCGCAGUGAGUGAUAUUAGGGGCCCUCGGCUUCAUCCUUCGAGGUCACUUACGAAACGGCCAACUCUAAGGUCGAGCUCGUAAUCAAUGACUUAAUAGUAUAUGACGUCGAUCGAGUGCAUGAACAUCUGAAAAUCUCAAAACGACCUCUUGGGCAGGUUUGAGAAAUGCGGUCGCAUUCGAGUUGCAUGUGGCAUUCAUGUUCAUCGAAUGUAUGUAAAGUAAGAUUUCCCUCGAAAUAUUGUAACUAUGUAGAAACAAGAUAUCAGGUCUACCAUUGCAAACAUGAAAGAUUGUCAAGUUUUGUCGAACACCAAGUUUGUAUUGUUAAGACAAGCCGAGUGUUAAUCGAACGAUAGUCUCUCUCAGUUAUAUUGGUCUUUAUCCGUCCGGAUAUACCUACCAGAAUGUAAACCUGUUGUUGCUUUUUUAGGUCGUACAAUUAAGGCUUUUUACGUAACUAUCAUUUUCGCUGGGCUUACGAAUGAUGUUAAAUUUUUAAGUGAAGCCCGGUAUGCUGUAGGCUAUACGUACACAAUAGUGUAUUGCUGAAAUGACAUCGUUCGAUUACGCGCUUCGUUCGAGCGAAUUAUUGGCACAGCACCGUUGGCGCCUCUGUUGACGUAGUUGAUAGAUCAUUGCAAUAAAUCCAACGCGAAUAUCCACCUAAUUUAAUUUUUAUAUUGUCUGUGAUAAUUACC